Branchiostoma belcheri (Belcher's lancelet) is the source of this 1586-nucleotide messenger RNA. RefSeq names its product 24-hydroxycholesterol 7-alpha-hydroxylase-like. Lineage: Eukaryota; Metazoa; Chordata; Leptocardii; Amphioxiformes; Branchiostomatidae. Bases 44 to 1462 code for a protein of 472 amino acids. Gene Ontology annotation, biological process: bile acid biosynthetic process; cholesterol homeostasis. The transcript is spliced from 12 exons. The record is from RefSeq and is a predicted model, not a curated record. Gene Ontology annotation, molecular function: heme binding; oxidoreductase activity, acting on paired donors, with incorporation or reduction of molecular oxygen; steroid hydroxylase activity.
AAAGGGAAUAUAACGGAUCACCCCUGUCACUACGUGAGUCAAAAUGGCGACGACCAUCGGUGAACAUUCGCCGGGCGACGAACUUUUCAACGCUUUUAAGUACAUGAUCCUGUUCUCCCUGUGUUUUGCCUUCUUCUCGUGGAGGAACAUCGUGAAGAAGGGCCGUCCCCCGUGUAUGGACGGCUGGAUACCGUGGUUCGGCUGCGCUAUCGACUUCGGAAAGGCCCCUCUAGACUUCAUCGAAGAGACAAGGCGGAAGUUGGGUCCAGUGUUCACCAUAGUUGCUGCUGGAAGAUGGAUGACGUUUGUAACAGAACCAGAGGACAUCACCACCUUCUUCCAGUCACCCAACCUGGACUUCCAGAAAGCAGUACAGGACCCAGUCUCACACACAGCCUCGGUGAGCACAGAGUCGUUCUUUCAGUACCACACGAAAAUCCACGACACGAUAAAGGGUCGCCUGGCCCCCGCCAACCUGCACAACUUCUGCUCCGACCUGUGGGGGGAGUUCAAGCAACAGUUGGAACAGCUGGAGCAUCAUGGGAAGGAUGACCUCAACAAAUUAGUCAGGAGGUGCAUGUUUGCUGCAGUUGUCAAUAACCUGUUUGGUGCAGAAAACGUGCCCACAGACAAGGACAGAGUGCAGGAAUUCUCUGACACUUUUGUCAAGUACGACGCUGACUUUGAGUAUGGGUCACAGCUGCCACCAUUUUUCUUAAGGGAAUGGGCAGAGUCUAAAAAGUGGCUGUUGUCACUUUUUUCAAGAUCAAUAGCUAACAUGGAGAGAAAAGAAACGGAAUCACAAACCUUGCUGCAAUCUUUGACCAAAAUGGUGGACAGACCACAUGCACCCAACUAUGCACUUCUGAUGCUCUGGGCCUCACAGGCCAACGCUGUACCUAUGAGUUUCUGGGUGUUGGCCAUGAUCCUGUCCAAUGAAGAUGUCCAUGCUGCUGUCAAGAAGGAAGUGCAGGACCAUCUUGGACCACCAGGGGACGAACCAAUCACAGAGGAGGAUCUGAAGAAACUGCCCCUCCUGAAACGCUGCAUCAUGGAGGCUAUCCGCCUGAGGUCACCUGGGGUCAUCACCAGGGCCGUGGACAAGCCUCUCAAGAUCAGGAAAUACAUCGUACCUAAGGGACAUCUCCUCAUGAUGUCACCCUACUGGGCUCAUCGCAAUCCUAACUUCUUCCCUGAACCGGACAAGUUCCUUCCUGACCGCUGGCUUGAUGCUGACCUGGAGAAGAAUUUGUUCCUGGACGGGUUCGUUGGCUUUGGAGGUGGGAGAUACCAAUGUCCUGGCAGGUGGUUUGCCUUGAUGGAAAUACAGAUGCUUCUGGCCAUGAUGAUCCAGAUGUUUGACUUCAAGCUGCUCGGAGAAGUUCCUAAAGAGAGCCCCCUGCACGUUGUUGGCACCCAGCAGCCAGUAGGACCCUGUCCCGUGGAGUGGACCAAGAUAUGAGGACCCAACAGAACUCACAACAGACUCCAACAGGCCAGUUGUUCUGUGUAGUAAGAUCCUGUCUUUGGCAGAUGUCAUGUUGUGUAAAGCCUGUCACACAUUCAGGACCUUCCCCAUUUGUUUA